GAAAGUAUUGAAUAAUGUUUUGUUGAGCAGGGUAAGUGGGAGCAGAAUCAUGGCUACGGCCUGCUUGUCAUCAAGCUAUGAAAGACCUGUUCUCCAAUUGUAGGAUGAAGAAGCAUUCUUAUAAUUUCUAGAACGGCAAGUGCACCAUUUACCUCACCUGCCCAUAGAAAUCUUGUAUCUCAAGGGAUGCUGAUACAUCCCUCUUAAGAAUUUAGUUGACAAAAAUGCUUCAGCAAGGAAAUAGUUUUAAAUUACCAUAUUCAUCAACAGGGAUCAUGCUUUAGGUCCUGCCGCUUAGCAGGUUCGUAGAAAUGUGGAGGAUUCUGAAGAAUAUCUGCGACAGAAGGAAGGAAGAUUUCUUCGUCAUUCUUGUUGUUUGAAGUUCUUGUUAGCACUGCUUGGCAUUUCCCAGUAACUGAUCAUCUACUUCACAGGGCUGCAUUUGUAUCCAGACUCAAAUGCAGGCCAAUUACAGGACUCUCUGAGUGAGGUUGAUUUCGGCUGCUGGUCCAUCACAAAAUUGAUAUGAUACGAGUAUCAAACGCCGGACAACCUGAUUAGCAAAGAGUGGUGCAAAACCCUUCCAAUUCAACCCCGAAGGGUUUUAGACUGCGAGAACAAAGGAGACUGAAUGAGUGGGGCACCCGAUUUCUUCUACCGAGAGGCGCAACGCCUUGGCUAUGUCGCUCGCUCUGCCUUCAAGCUACUUCAGAUGCAGAAGCAAUACAAACUUAUAACACCCGGUUCGUCCGUUCUUGACCUCGGCUGUGCCCCUGGUGCUUGGCUUCAGGUAGCUUGCCAGAGUUUGGGUCCGCUUAAAAGUGGUGGGGUUGUUGUAGGCAUUGAUCUUAAGAAGGUGAAGGUUCCUCCUCGUCACUGUGAUGCGAGGGUUCAAACUGUUUGUGCCGAUGUCAUGAACCUCACCAAAGGCAAAGUUAAGGCACUCUCUCCUCAGAAAGGGUUUUCUGUAAUACUCUCGGAUAUGUGUCCCUUAGUUUCGGGAAUUACAACAAGGGAUGCAGCUUUAUCAGUUGAGUUAGGGAUGCGAGCACUUGAUUUGGCUGUUGGUGGAGCUGCAUUACCGGAUGAGAAACUGGAUGGUUCAAUCUCUGAUACAGAUAAUAAUGGUCUAUUGCACCCAGGGGGCCACCUUGUAAUAAAGCUUUUAGAAAGUGAAGAUGUGCAAGAAUUCAGUCGGAUAUGCAAGUCGCUCUUCAGAAAGGCAUCAUGGCUAAGGCCUAAAGCUACAAGAUCUUCAUCCAGAGAAAUUUAUUUGAUAUGUCAAGGUUUACAAUCGCAUGCCAGGAUGUAGUUUUUUGGUUCAAUAUUUGCUUCUUGCGCAGAUGGAGGCAACCAGAUUUCUGGAAGGAACAUAGAUUUCUGGAAGGCUCAUGAAAUCAUAUUUUGUUUCCGUCAUUGUUGUGGGAAAUGUUUAGGAUUUUAUUAUAACCUGCAAUGCGAUAUUUGUUAGCCCAGUCACUGUUAAUUUUAUUCAAAGUUUAAGAAGAUUGAGAUGCCAAA
Molecule: messenger RNA, 1521 nt
Organism: Carya illinoinensis
Lineage: Eukaryota; Viridiplantae; Streptophyta; Magnoliopsida; Fagales; Juglandaceae
Product: ribosomal RNA large subunit methyltransferase E
Exons: 7
Coding region: 632-1312 (226 amino acids)
Biological process (GO): RNA methylation
Molecular function (GO): rRNA (uridine-2'-O-ribose)-methyltransferase activity
Source: RefSeq, a predicted model, not a curated record